AUGAAUCCGUUGAAGCUCAACACCACUUCGGUGUCAUUGGCCGUCACGCCAACCGUUGUAUCCACCCUCUUCUCACAUUACCUCAAUCGCAAGGCUACAAAGCAGCGGCCCGACGCCCAUCUGUCCUACGACGAGGGCCUGCACCUUGUCCGGUCGUUCCUCGAGUUCGCUUCCCAGCACACCGUCGAGGAACUGCAGGCGUUCACGGCCCAAUGGGUCCCGCAUCCGCAAUGGGUCAAGGUCGAGGAUGCCGAGAUCCCCGAGACACAUAUUGAAAGGUCCGCCGGACUGAUCGAGGCACAACUGGGGCCCGCUGGUGUUCGGGCUGUUGGCGGACGCAAAUGGUGGACAUGGCGAAGGCCGCAGAGUCCGCUCAAGGCCGAAUGGGUGGAGAUGCGCGCCGACUAUCACGAACGCAAGAAGAACGGUGGCGCGACUAAGAGAGUCAUGCUCUAUAUCCAUGGAGGCGCCUACUUCUUUGGCAGCGUCGACGAGCACCGCUAUCAGAUGCAGCGGCACGCGCGCAAGCUGAAGGCAAGAGUAUUUGCGCCGCGUUAUCGACUGGCGCCGCAGUUUCCUUUUCCUUGCGGUUUGCAGGACUGCUUGGCCGCCUAUCUCUAUUUGCUUACGGUUCAGGAUCCCACAACUAUUGUGCUGGCCGGCGAUUCAGCCGGUGGCGGAAUGGUCUUGUCGAUCCUGUGCGUUUUAAGAGAUCAGGGCAUCCCACUUCCGGCUGGAGCUGUUCUCAUCAGUCCGUGGGUCGACCUCACUCACUCCUUUCCCAGUGUCUCUGGCGACAAUGAACUCGACUACAUUCCGUCUUGUGGCUUCCAUCACAAGCCAUCCAGAGCAUGGCCACCCCCAAACGAAGACGAUAUGGAGAUGAUGAGGGAGCAGGCUAUCAAGGCACGAGCGGGCAAGGAGAAGAGCGCCACAAAACUCAACAGCCUUGAGAAGAAGCAAGCUGCACCCAUUGCAUUGGAUGAAGAACACGGAGCCCCUGGACCGGAGGGCAGUCCAGAAUCUUCGGAUAAUGCAGAUCCUCUCAAAACUGCAUUGCAAAUCUCUGUUACUAUCAACGGGGAGCUGGUCACGGUCAAGGAUCAGAUCCAGUUCCAGAUGUACACGACGAACGCGCUGCUAUCGCACCCGUUGGUCAGCCCUGUCAUGCAACCGACUCUGGGCGGACUGCCUCCGUUGUUAAUCAUGGUUGGGGGUGGUGAAGUCCUUCGCGAUGAGCAGGUCUACCUUGCACACAAGUGUGCCAACCCAGCCAAGUAUCCGCCACCCGGUCUUGACGAAGCAGGCCUGGCCCAGAUGAAGCAGUACAAGCCUACGGAUGUACAACUCCAGGUCUGGGAUGACCUUUGUCACGUAGCCCCAACUCUUAGUUUCACCCGACCCGCUAAACACAUGUAUCGAGCGGCUGCGCAGUUUGGCGCCUGGGCCCUCGCGAGGGCGCAACAGACAGAGAUUGAAAUUUUGGACGAUGACGAUAUCUCUCAGAUUUCAAGCUCAGCCUCUGAUUCGGAAAGCCAUCGGCAAGACCAGACUGAAAACCCAUACCCUCUGGAACAGGUCGGUAAAGCCGGCAUGCCGUUACCGCCUUUCAAAAAGCACAUGAUUAGACAAAGAAUUAUGACUAACGGCGUCGUCCAUGAUCUUGCCCCUGAAUCGCAAUUGCCAGGCUGCGUCAUGAGUUCCGAAGAGGUCGGUGUCGUUAAGGGAACCCCGGUCAGACGAUGGCUCGACGCCAAAGCCCAAUUCGACAAGAAAUUCUCAAGUGCCAAAGCCAAGGUGCACAAGGGUAUCAUCAAAGAUCUUGCGGAUGGUUACAUAGAUUUUGGCGACGGCGAGAAACCACCACCUACCGCCUUGGCGGGACGAAGGAAAGCAUCGGACGAGUUGAUUGACAGAAAAAAAACGAAGAGCUUUGGGCUGGCUCUAUGGUCACUUUGGGGCUCAAAGCAUGAUGAGACGACAAUGGAAAGGGAGAGGAAGGCAGAUUCGGACGCAAAAACAUCGGCGUCUCAGGUUUCGCCGAGAGGUGGCGAGGGGGCCAGACCAUUCCAGGAUGUUGGGGACCAGCAACCGCCAUCGGUUGGAUCGCCCGGCAGCAAGAGGCGGAUCGUCAUGGACGAGAACCAGGUAUCGCAAACAUCUGACUCCCAGGUUGAAAUCUCUCAGGCCACAGAAGUAGAAGAUACUCCCGUUGCCUCUCUGAUCGAGAUGAGGAAGGAACAGGAGAAGCAAAACGAGGAGGCCGCCAGUGCCGCCGGCCGCUUGAGUCCUGACUUCGUGCCUGGGACUGGCGUCGCCGGCAAGCGGCCAUUCCUCGAUGGUAUCGCCUUGCCCUUCAGCCUGGGCAAAAAAGACGCGGAGACAGCGAGCAUGGUAACUCUCAUGUCCGGGGGCGACAGUCGGCCUAUCAGUCCCAUGCCGCCAAUGAGCCGGGCAGACACUUCGGACUUCAACGAGGCAUCUGCUUCCGAGGCCACUACGCAGGUCGCCGAGGCCGAACACACCCGGCCCACGCUCGACAACUUUGUCACAGCGGCAGAGGAUUUCCCUCUAUCGAAGGGCAAGGGCAAAGAAGUUGCCAACGGAAACAUUGAGCAGACUGCGUAG
This is a messenger RNA of Colletotrichum higginsianum IMI 349063, 2628 nucleotides long. RefSeq names its product Lipase esterase family protein. The transcript has 3 exons. Gene Ontology annotation, molecular function: hydrolase activity. The record is from RefSeq and is a predicted model, not a curated record. The coding region runs from base 1 to 2628 and encodes 875 amino acids. Lineage: Eukaryota; Fungi; Ascomycota; Sordariomycetes; Glomerellales; Glomerellaceae.